Molecule: messenger RNA, 2136 nt
Organism: Drepanopeziza brunnea f. sp. 'multigermtubi' MB_m1
Lineage: Eukaryota; Fungi; Ascomycota; Leotiomycetes; Helotiales; Drepanopezizaceae
Source: RefSeq, a predicted model, not a curated record
AUGUUCAACGUUUGCAGACGAUGCCCGGCCUCGAUAUCGAGAGUCUUUCGCGUCGCAGCAUCAGCGACCCGCACACCUUCAUCAAAACCCUUGACGCUGUCAUCAUGCCUCCAGCCAGCGGCGAGAAGACCAACGGCGGCGAGAUGGAUUUCCGUGUCAUCACAAUUCAGGAACCACGCCGCUGCGGAGAGAGAGAUUGCCGAUGGCGAGAAUCAUGUGGCGUCAGGAGCAUCAUCCGGCCCGCCUCCACCGCAGAAGGAUGUGACCACGUUCCAGGAGUUGAUUGACAACGAUAUGGUGCACCGUAAUGUCGUUGAGGCGAUUACCAAGGGGAUGGGCCAUCAAACUAUGACGGAGGUGCAGGCAAUGACCAUCAACCAGGCACUCUCAGGCUCAGACAUUGUUGCACAAGCUAGAACUGGAACUGGAAAGACCCUCGGCUUCCUCGUCCCUACCAUCCAGAACAUCCUGCGACAGAGUCCAGAGCUGGCCACUCGAAAGCAAUAUUCCAGAGCGCGUGCUUCCGAUAUCAGGGCAAUUAUCAUCUCUCCUACCCGUGAACUGGCAGAGCAAAUUGCAGUCGAGGCAGAGAAACUUUGUGGUAACACAGAUUUGAGAGUCCAGGUCGCAGUGGGUGGUAACAGCAAGCGCUCCAUGUUGCAAAAGACCUUGAGAGAGGGAUGUCAUUUGCUUGUGGGAACCCCUGGUCGAUUGCAAGAUUUGUUAGAGGAUAACUACAGUGGAGUUAAAGCCCCGAAUUUGACCACUUUUGUUCUCGACGAAGCCGACAGAUUGUUGGACGAUGGAUUUUCCAAGGAUAUCCGGGCGAUUCAGGACUUGCUUCCCGAUCGAAAGGUUGUUGACCGGCAGACAUUGCUCUUUUCCGCAACGAUGCCCAGAGAGGUCAUGCACCUUGUCCGAUCAACCUUGAAGCCCGGAUUCCAUUUUGUUCAAGCAGUCAAGGAGGGAGAUCUUGCGACGCACGAGAAGGUUCCCCAACACAUUGUCAUUACUCCUGGUAUCGAGAACCACAUGCCAGCACUACUGGAGCUAGCGAAGCGGGAGAUCGAGAAGGCUGCACGAGCUCACACCGCGGGAGAGGAAGUCAGACCAUUUAAGGCCAUUGUCUACUUCCAAUCUACGGCAAAUGUCAUCUUGGCUAGUGAUAUCUUCCAAAACUUAAAGAGUACCAAUAGUCCCGGUCAGGGUAUGUUCGGAAAACACCCCCUGUACCCAGCCCAGAUUUCCGAGAUGCACGGCCAGCUCAGUCAACAGGCACGUACCUACGUCUCGGAGCGCUUCCGCAGAGCAAAGUCUGCAAUCCUGUUCUCCACCGAUGUCACAGCCCGAGGAAUGGAUUUCCCCAACGUCACACAUGUCGUACAGAUCGGUCUGCCACCUAAUCGCGAACAAUACAUUCACAGAAUCGGCCGAACAGGGAGAGGAGACAAGACCGGAGACGGAUUGAUCUUUCUUAACGAAGCAUCAGUCCAGGUUGCCCGAAGAAUGUUGCGUGGUCUCCCAAUCAUUCCCGACAAGUCUCUGCAAUCCGCCGAGAUUGACAUGACCAAGGACGCCCAGGUGCCACAAUCGGUCGCCGAGACGCUCAGCCAGGUUGGUGAUGCCAUUAAGAUGGUCAGCCGGAGAACAAAGGAGGAUGCCUACAUGGGAGCUCUUGGAUCACUCGGAGGAGUGAACCCUAUCGAGGGAGCCAUGGCUCUGAACCGCUGGACUCGAUACGGAUGGGGCUUUGAGGAGCCCCCACGAGUUGCACCAGGUCUUGCCUCGAAGCUAGGUAUCUCUAGAAUUGAAGGAAUGAACGUUGGACACAGACAGACAGAUGAUUUUGGUGAUAAUGAUCGCGGAUUUGGUAGACAAGGAGGAGGAUACGGAGGUCGUGGUGGCGCGGGGGGACGAAGCUUUGGGGGUAGGAGCGAUGGUGGUGACAGAUACGGAGGCGGCUCCUCAAACCGUGGAAGUGGUGGAAGAUCGCCUGGUGGAUUUGGCGACCGUAAAGGACGAGCUCAUGGAUUCGGCGACCGGGGAGGACGGGGUGGUGGAUUUGGUGGGCGUUCAGGAGGGGGUGGUUACGGUGGUGGUCGCGGUCGCGACCAAGGCCCGCGAGCCUCUUUCUAA